AUGAUAAUCCGUCCAUUAUUCUUCUUGAUUGUUUCCAUUUUUGCCACAACUUCUGCCCAACAGCAACCACAACAAUGCGGCUUAGAAUCUCCAGAAAUCAAGUCAAUGAAGCCAUCAUUCGGUGGAAUCAGUGGAUUUUAUAAUAUCGCAAAAGGCAUUUCAGACGGAUUGCAGAAUACUCCCAACUCGAAAACCUAUAAUGAUUUGAAUAACUUGAUAUUCGGAAGUGGAGCAGUUACAUAUGAUCAGGUCAUCACUGAUAUGGUUGUCAAUCAGAUCGGAGCAAUUAUCUUUUGGAGUGUUGGAUUCGUUUUUGUAUUGGCUGCCCUCGUUCUCGGAAUUGCCACGUGUAUCUGGCAGUGUUGCUACUCAUGUGUUCCAAAAGAAACGUCAACUCGUUCCGAAAUCACAGGAUAUGUUUAUGCAGUGCUUCUCUUCUCCGCUUUCUCAUUCAUCCUCACCGGAUUGGUUUUAUUCAAUGUUGCUGAAACGAAUCUCAUUGAUUCGGUGGAUAAUGGAAUGGUUUAUACAAAUCAAAUAUCUGGAGAUUUAAAUAAUGUAAUUCAAAAUGGAACUGACCAAAUCACUUGUGAAGUCACUGCUACAACUUCUCAAACAUUCACAAAUAUGAACUCUCUGAUCCAAAAUUAUUCUUCGAAUGUAGUCGAUGGAACGAAGGAUCAAGUCGGAAUUACUGAAGUUAACAACUUCAAUCAGACAGCUUUCGCAAACGCGAACACUGCUACAACAAACGCUGCGAACGAAUUGAAGACAAGUCUACAAAAUGUGAAAUCGAAUGAUGAGACGUGCAAUAAGAAUAUGGAAACAUUGAACGGUCAAUUCACUCCAGUCGUCACUACUCUUACUGGAUUAACAGCAGCUUCUCAAGAAGUCACAAAGUCUGAUGAUCUUACCAAAUUACUUGAACAAAUCUCUGCAAUUCAAACUGAAGUCCAAUUACAAGCCAAUCAAGCAUCUGGAGCUAUCAAUGGAACACAAGAUCAGAUAAAUCAAUCAAUGAGUUCAAUUACUGAAAUGCUUACAAAUGUUCAACAAGAUAUCAAUAGUGUUAUCAAUUCAUUGAAGUCUGCUCAUCGGGAUUUAGUUACAUCGAGUGCCUACACUGCUGUAAAGAUUGGAAUUCGUUUGGCUGUGACUAUUCCAGCAUGUAUUGGAUGUUGUUUCUGCAUUUUGGCAUUUGUUGUAGUGAUUAUGUCCCUGAGGGAGCCAGAUGGAAUGGCAAUGAAACUAUCAGUAGCCGUCCUCAGUGCUUUCUAUUCAACAAUCAUCAUUUCCAUCAUUCUUCUUCUCUUCUCUAGUCUUGCUUUUGUUUUGGGAUGGUUCACUUCAGCUAUGUGUGUUCCUAUAUUCGAGGAUCCAAACUAUCAACUAUUCCAUCUUAUGAAUCAGACAAUUGCUCCAGUUCAACCAAAUGGAUCUCCAGAUGUUAUCAAUAUCGGAGAUGUUCUCCAUUCAUGCAACGACCACUCCAUGACUCUCUACACUGCAAUUGAUGGACAAAUCGUAAUCUCUGCCAACUCGAUUUCACAACAACUCAAUCUUGACACGUAUCGGAUAGCAGCUGAUAAACAGAUCAUGCAGCAACCGAACGUUUCUUUCACACUUAAUCCAGCGUGGCAGGUACCGAAAUUAAUAAAUGAACUCGAUACGAACACCCAAAAUGCGAAAGCAGCUGUACUGGAUUCUUGUGGAGAUAAUGAUGCAAGUGCUAAGUAUAAGACAUAUGUUGACAAUCUUAUGUUCUCGAACACAUUGUCGGCUCAAUUCUAUGGAAAUCUUCAAAAUUUGAGCACGAAUUCUCCAAAUACGACUUUAAUUGCGACCCAACAAAACGAUAACUACUUCCAACAAGGAGACUUGUCAAUUAAUCAAUCAAUUAGCAUGUUGAUGGAAAAUUUGGAAAAAAACGUAUUCAAGUGUCGUCCACUUGUCGACAUCUACAAUAACGGAGGAUUCGUAAUGUGUGAACAAUUUGGAAAACCAAUUCAAGGAAUGUGGGCUGGAAUCGGAUUGGCUGGAAUCUUUUUGUUCUUCUUGUCAAUUCUCUUGCUUUUAACUUAUCGUUGGUUGAAGACAAACAGUGAGAAAGGAAGUGGGGCAGACUAUAUUUAUGGUCAACAUUCCAAUGGCACCAGAAAACUUGGAGAACACAACAAAAUUCAAACUUCUGAUGAGUAUGAUAUUUUCACCAAACCAGUGAUAAGUUCCACUUCGAAUACCGGAAGACGUCUCCCAAGAGUCAGACCUUAUGAUAUGGAUGUAGUUCAACCGACCGAAUACGACUACGAGCAAACAGCUGCACAGAUGCAACGUGUACAAGUACUUCCAGACGAGAGACAUCCCAAUAUGUCACCGAGUUAUUUUGAUACGCAAAAUUAUGGAACAAGAAACACUCGAUUCAAUGACGUCGAUUUGUUCGACAAUCAGAGUAACAACUCAAGUACGCAACGAGGACUUCGGAGAAUGUGA
Molecule: messenger RNA, 2490 nt
Organism: Caenorhabditis remanei
Lineage: Eukaryota; Metazoa; Nematoda; Chromadorea; Rhabditida; Rhabditidae
Exons: 15
Coding region: 1-2490 (829 amino acids)
Cellular component (GO): membrane
Source: RefSeq, a predicted model, not a curated record